UUUGCAUAGAUAGCGGUGUAUUCUUUCUUUUUAUAGAAUUCCCCACUCUACCCGUUCUAAUGCCCCUCGACAGGAUAUACUUGACCCGACAUGGGCACCGUCUAAACUGGACUAUAGACCUAAGCACGGGGACUUACCACUCAAUGUACCCUACUCCCACCGGAAUACCCGUCGACCCAAUCCUGACAGGACCCGGGGUGCGCCAAUCGCACGAACUGGCCGCGCACAUCAAUAGCGAUGAAUUCUUCCCAAGACCAUGUAGAGUCUACAGCAGCCCGUUCUACAGAUGUCUGCAAACUAUCCAGCCCACCGUGGAGGUGUUGAAGGCCCGUCAGGAACUCGAGCAGAAACCAUAUGUGGAUUUAAACGUGAGGGUUGAGAAUGGACUAGGGGAAUGGUUUGGUUCCUCAUCCUCAUUCGCACACCCAGCUCCCGCAUCGCCAGAAGUUCUCCAAACCCACUUUCCCACCCUCCUCACCUCCUCAUCCUCCUCAGAUAUAGAAGCCAACUCCACCUCACCCCAUGCAAACUACAAACCACACAUCUACCCUUCCCCCAACGGCGAGAAUAUCGCAGGACUCCACGACCGCAUCGCGACAACCCUGGAAGCGAUAAUCGCACAAGUCGAUGCGGAACUCGAAGCUUACGAGCGUGAGAACCCGUCUGAGGCGAAGCAGAGUCAUGCUAUUUUGAUAUGCACGCAUGCCGCGCCGUUAAUUGCGAUGGGGCGCGCGCUUACGGGGGAUAUGCCGGAGGAUACGUGCGUCGAGGACUUCAGACCGUUUACAGCGAGUUUGUCGACGUUUGUGAGGAGGUCGGGUCGUGGGGGUGGGGACGGAGAUGGGAAUCGGGAUAGGUAUGGGGAAGGGUCAGAUGUCGAAAUGAUUUCGGGGAAGAAGGUGCCGCGGUGGCAGGGUGGGGUGGGAGUAGGGGGUGGUUGGGAUUGCGUAGGGAAUGGGGAGUGUGGGUUUUUAAGCGGUGGGAAGGAGAGGGGAUGGCACUUUAACGGGGAGGAGGAUUUCGACACGACCCCGGCUGCAGUAGUUGUGACGGAGGCUGAGUGUUCGCCUGCGAAGUUAUGAGGGUUUUGUUCACCCUUUUCUUAUUCGUGAUGUACAUGUACUGUACAUACAUCCUUGCGUCUGGGAUAUACCCACAAGGUUCAGUGAUUAGGAAAGAAUUGAUUCCGAAAUUGGAAUACCGAUAUAACGCUUCUCGCCGCGAUAUAUACGAUCAAUAUAUGAUGAUACACAACGUCUGGAUAGACCUAGGCAAACUAUAGAGGAAUGUUUCGAGGAGGCAUUGUUUUUCACCCCCUUGACUUUAUUUUGUUUUAAUAUUUUUAAUUUUCAUAUCCGUUUUUCACAAUAGUAUAUUUCUGACCGCUGGCUAUAUUGAAGAUGAUCUCUAUAUAAUGUUCGCUCAAACAACACCGACAAGACAAAUAGAGGCAUACAAAAAUCAAUGAAACAGAACAAUCGAUUCGGAGAAAGAAACUCAAACCAAACGAGAACAGAAUACACAAGAAAGAGAAAAGCACAGUCAUUCCCUGUCGUCACUUAUAGAUUAAGCGAAUAUGCCGCUUAGCAGGAGUACUCCAAAUACCAGCCAUUAGUAGCAUCCUGCUUCAUCUUCACAACCCCAUCAUGUUCCAGAGAAGAACGCAAGGUCAGCACUUCCUUGCAAUCCAUCGAAGUGACUCUGUGCGACUGGGCGCCCUUGACCUGCGGCCAGUUGGUGAAAUCGGCAGCGCCAACGCUCUCCGCCCCAGCGGGUUCUACCGGGUAGAUCUUGGCUAAUCCAGAAUCCUGAACGAUGAAUUUUCUUUUUUCGCCUUGGUCCCACUUGAGGUUGCACGUCUUGGCACCCUUGGGGACGUGGAAGGUCAUUUCCUGAUCCUGUUUCUUGUCGCCGGAUUUGCUGAGGAUGAUGUUAUGUCCGAUCUUCUCGCUGCGUUGGCCAUUGAGGAUGGCGCGCAUCUCGGGAAUGCGUAGGACUCCGCUCUCGCCGGGUUUGCAGGCGUUUCGGGCAAUUGGGCAUUCUGAGGAGACGGGAUAAGAAUUUCUGGUUGGGGAGGCGGAGACGGACUGCAUGCUCAAAGCGGCCAGGAAAAAUGUGGUUGCUUGGAGGAAAUGCAUGUUGGCGGUUGUGGAUUUGCGUGGAAGAGGAGGAUAGUAUCAAGAGGGUUAUUGUUUCAAAUAAACGAUUCUUGCUGGUUUAGAAUUGGAGCGAUUGGUUUGGUUUAUAGAUUUCAGGCAAAGUUAUCUGUUAUUGGAGGAGUGAUGAUGAGAUGAAAGGGGAAAACAACCAUUCUCGAGGCCGGAGGAGGAGGCAUAUUUAUACAAAAUUUCGCUCCUUUCUGUGCUCGAAGCUCAACUCAGCUAACAUCAGUCCCCCACACUGCUGGUUGGCUCGACAGCUGCGCUCAUUGACAUGGCAAGCCUAGCCUCUAAAGAGGAGUGGGAGUGGCUUAGGCGCAUCCUCCCACGGUGGUGAACCCACAAGCUGAGAUCGCGCUUGUUACUACUGGCCCCAGCGAUAUAUAGCCGCAUACAAACGUGUGUAAAUAUAGCCACGGCACAAACUUUCCAUUCCUCCCAGCCUUAAAAGAAGCUGGGCGGUGACGAAGGAGCAUUCCUUAGCUUCUUACCAAGCCCACAGCAAACGUUAGUCAUCGCUAAUGGGUAACUAGAUAGCUCUGGCUGUUCGGCUGGAAUUGUUUGCCCACAGGCCUGGUGUAGCUGCAACAUGGCAUGGCUCCAAAUGCGACGACGAUCUCUUUAUCCCACUCUUCUGCAAUCUUCUUGUUGUAACUAUCCGAUCCUGCCGAUGCAAUAAUAAGCAGAUCUUCUAUUAUUAGAACCAGGCACAGGACAUCCCCGCCAUCACUGCCCCAUUUGCUCCCUCUUCCCGGGUACAAUCAAUAAUAAUCCCAUAAGGAACCGUCGCGGCAUCAGAAUGCGGGUGAAAGUUCCGCGCGAUUGUCAAACAAAAAUGACAACGGCUCAAGGGUGGCAGCCAGUGACGGCACGGUUUAUUAACGCCGCAUUAGAGGGCUCUAUAUCAAAAAUAUCAAUUUUAUUCAGAUAUUCAACUUGAGAGUACAACCAUGCCAAGGCAUUCUGCAAUUACAAAUUAAAAUUAUGUUCAGCUUCCCUUCAAUCCACGCUUGGAUGACACUAACCGUCUGGCGUCCUAAAUUGAAAAGGAACAGGCAGAGCUUCUAUCUAGGCCGUCACAGGCUCUAUGGAAGCACAAACCAUUUGCUACUCCAUAGUUGUCACAAAUUAACCUCAUGGAUCUAUUUUCGCCCGAAGCGUGAUGAGAUACAUCAAUCGAUUCACUGCACCUAGUUGGCUACCAGAUGGCAGUUUGGAAUUGCUCGCUCUCUAUUGUGCUUUUUAACGUCCAGCCAGUUUACUUUGUCCUAACUCGGUAGUUACUCAAGCUUUGUAAGGCUGGGCUAUGGAAGAAACCCAUGUCCAUUGAACUGGAAAAGUCACCUACUGGUGAACGGAGUACGAGUGUUGAGCCUUUCUCUACUCUCCUUCUCGCAUUUGGUUUCCUGAUGACACCAUUUUCAUCACAUUCACUCUGAUGGCCUUUCGCCUAUAUUCGGUCAAUUUGUGGCAUAGCCUUGCCACUAUGAACACGGAAUCAGGGACAUAAGGUCUACUCGAAGCCCGCAACACCUAUAGCAUUUUUACAUCCAGCUUAAAGUUGAGUUGAUAUUUGAUCUAGUUUCUAUUUUGCCUCCACUAUAAUUCUAACUUCCAAAAUUCCGAGGGGAUUUGUCAAACUACCUGUUAAACCGACAAGCAUAUCAGAUACCUUCAGCUGACCGGUUCGAAAUCCUUUCGAUUACUCUCCGCUCCUAAUAUAUCCGUCGUGGUGAAUAUUUAAGCACGUUCUUGAGGGUCAACAGUAUGGGCGCUGUUGGCAUUUGAACCCAACAGCACUCCUGCGAUGGGCGAUAUUCUAUAUGACUGCAGCCAUCAGUCCUUCCGCAGUCACCCAGAACACACUGCCCCAUGCCACGCUACCCCCUUCACUUUCCAUGGGCUUCUCGCCCAUCAUUCGCUAGCUCCUGUCGCCUGGCAUUGUUCACAUUGAUCCGAGCCUUCUGGACUUCUAAAUUUAUUAUUAGGAUAUAUACCCAUGGAUAUUCUUGACUUUGCUGAUUAAAUAUAGAUCAACCCAAUAUUUCAUUGUGAAGUUAUCCAUUAUAUUAUAUAGCCACAAAGAUCUGCACUGUAUACAUGAAAGAGGACAUGCGACGGGCCUUUACCAUACAUAAAUCAGGCCGCUAGGGUAUAUGUACACCAACUGCCACUUCCCAUUAUGCGAACUUCCGCUCACACAACAAGAGCUGCAACCGCCAUGGCCACACCACCAAUAGCGCCCCAGUUGGCAGCAGCAGUGGCUAGAGGCAUUGCCAAACCGGUGCUGCUGUCAGUGGUGGGAGCAUUGGUCCCAGUCGGUGGAGCCUCUGUACCACUUCCAGUCGGCGUAACGCUCGCACCGCUAGAGGGAGCCGGAGCCGCCGUAGCUCCUUCCAGCUUCUCCAGGCCGGCUGUAAUUGUGACUUUCCAGGGCGUGAUAAAUCCAGAGGUGGGGAUUUGGGUAGAUUCUGCGUACGAGGUGGAGAAGCCUUUGCCUGUUUCAGACACCAUCAACACUUUCGUGCAGUCGGCCGAGGGACCUUGGAUGGUGCAUUCGAGAUAGUGGCUCGCGGGGCUGGCGCGGGAGUUUUUUGUGAGCUUAUGUGAUUUUCGAUUUCUCUCUAUCCUCGUUGCGAGGGAUGCAGGAUUGGGAAGGAAGUGAGAGGACGACUCUAGAGAACUUACCCAUCUUCGCCAUACCCUUGGAAGCCCAUUGCUACCUUGUUUGGGGGUGAUGUAGUGUAACUCACGCCAGGCACGCCGCAUUCGGUGUCGUCAGUCCCUGGGGCACAUUCAAGGGCAUAUACCGUUGCGGUGGGGUCCUGAAGAGAGAUCAGCCUUGCUUUAGCAUUUCUUUUUGGUUAUUUUUCUUCUUUUUUUCUUCUCUUUUUCCCCCAUUCAACACUAGGGUCUAUCAUUCCUCUUUACCACAUUUUCAGUAUAUUCGUCUUACCGCUUUGACCACAGAAGCCACUAUCGGCUGUGGGUCGACUGGCCCAGGAAAGGCCAGUUCUGUCACAAUGCUCUUCUCAGCGCGGCUCAGGCCAAGAAGGCCGAGGGACACCAGGACCAAGGAGAUCUGCAUUUUUGGGGAGUAGAGGCUUAUCGAGGUAUCAAAAUAUCGGCAGAGGGUCCGGGUGGCUGGCGUAUCGAAAGCAAAAUAUAUAAAAAAAAGAGCGACGACGAAGUUGGUUCUAACGAGAGUAUUUGUGCUUCUGAGUUGAGAUAUUACACAUUUCUCGGGCCGGUGGGCGAAAGAAUAUAUAUAUCUCAGGACAAAUUUCAAGGCUUUUUAAACCCCUGUUGUUUGAACCCGAAAAGCG
Messenger RNA from Blastomyces dermatitidis ER-3, 5485 nucleotides. Its product is annotated as phosphoglycerate mutase. The record is from RefSeq and is a predicted model, not a curated record. Lineage: Eukaryota; Fungi; Ascomycota; Eurotiomycetes; Onygenales; Ajellomycetaceae. The coding region runs from base 60 to 1082 and encodes 340 amino acids. The transcript is spliced from 8 exons.